AUGGAGGCCAGAGGCCUGAGGAUGCCCUUGCUGCUCUUGCUGGUGGCUGUAGUUGUAAUGGCCAAGGUGAAUCACGUCCAAAGGUGGGGAGGCUUCAAGGAGAAGGCCUCAAGCAAGAAAAACAUGAACUCCACCCUCCAUUUCUUCAUCCAGUCCUACAACAAUGCGAGCAACGACACCUACUUGUUUCGAGUUCAGAAACUAAUCCAAAGUCAGAUGCAGCUGAGCACAGGGGUGGAGUAUUUAGUCACCGUGAAGAUUGGCAGGACCAAAUGCAAGAAAAGCGAGGCAAGCAAUGCUUCCUGUCCUCUGCAAAGCAGCAAGCUGAAAAAGAGCCUGAUUUGCACGUCACUGAUAUACACCGUGCCCUGGGUGAACUAUUACCAGCUCUGGAACAAUUCCUGCCAGGAUAGCAAAGUGCCCAUAUAAAGAGCCCUGAUGACACUGA
Molecule: messenger RNA, 448 nt
Organism: Chionomys nivalis (European snow vole)
Lineage: Eukaryota; Metazoa; Chordata; Mammalia; Rodentia; Cricetidae
Gene: Cstl1
Product: cystatin like 1
Exons: 3
Coding region: 1-429 (142 amino acids)
Molecular function (GO): cysteine-type endopeptidase inhibitor activity
Source: RefSeq, a predicted model, not a curated record